Ciona intestinalis (vase tunicate) is the source of this 1245-nucleotide messenger RNA. RefSeq names its product claudin-1. The record is from RefSeq and is a predicted model, not a curated record. Gene Ontology annotation, cellular component: bicellular tight junction; membrane. Lineage: Eukaryota; Metazoa; Chordata; Ascidiacea; Phlebobranchia; Cionidae. Gene Ontology annotation, molecular function: structural molecule activity.
UAAGGCUCGAAUUUUCUGCCAAUAAUAUAUUUACAUUUGAAAAAGAUUUUGAAUUGUCAAAAAUGGCAAACAGCUCUUUACAAGCAGUCGGCCUUGUACUUAGCGUCAUAGCUGCCGUGUGUACAACCCUGGCAGUUAUUCUACCAGAAUGGAGAAAGAAUGAUCCUAAAGGUGAAGUCAUAGAGGCGGUUGUUCGUCAUCAAGGUAUUUGGUUGAGGUGUACUUCUUACUCGACUGGUAUUUGGCAAUGCGAUGACUUUGAUGCUUUCUUUCUCGGUCUCCCUGCUCAGUUGCAGGUAGCCAGAGGUUUGGCGCUUUGUUCCGUAGUGUUCGGUUUCUUCGGGAUUAUGUUGUCAAUCUUCGGUAUGGAGUGCACAAGGUGUAUUGAGAAUAACCCGAAGACAAAGACUAGAAUCGCUCUCAUCGCGUCUGGCUUCUUUAUCGCUUCUGCAUUGAGUAUUGGGAUCGCCGUGUCUUACUAUGCGAGCCAGGUCGCGCAAGAGUACACGGCCUCCAGCAUUCUACUUGUCAAUGACCUUGGACAAAGAUACGUGUUCGGUUCAUCUCUCUUCCUAGGAUGGGCUGCCAUGGCGAUUGGAGUCCUUGGAGGAGCAGUGAUGAUGUGUGGAAGCUUCUACGUUGAUAAGGAGGAGGAUGAAUAUUGGAACAAAGGAAGAGUAGGACGAGGAGUCAGGAGAAUGAGGAGCAGCUUCCGUCAGAGCUUCAGACCAAGAGUUACAAAGGAUGCAGAUUACGUCUAAUUUUCAAAGGAAUUGCUACUAACAAGUUCAAGCUGUUUGUAGAAAACACAUUUAAGUUGUUUUAUUGUGGCAAACUGCUCGUUUAAAUCAACGAAUUUCGUGCGGGCUGCGAUCUGUUAAAGUUGUUUGUUUUGUAUUUAAACCAGCAAAUGUUUUGGCAACGAUAAGGCCAAAUUACUUAUAGAGCUAUUCUUAGACCGUUACUUCAUCACUUUUUUCUAUGUAUUCUUUAUCAAGAUACUUUGUUAUUUUUUUCAUCUUCUAAUUUUGAACCAAAACUUUUUUGGCGGUUGAACCUAAUCCGUGUAUAUUGAAGCAUAGUUUUUCCUAUUCUUAGCUACUGGCCGUAGGCUGCUUUGCAGCGUGUGUUUUGUAAAGCCUUUAAAAACAAGGAGUAGUAAAUAGAAAAAUCAUUAAACACUUUUUUUUCUUUAAAACAGUGUUUCAGUACUGUUUUUAAGUGUCGAAUUAAUGUAACCUAUCU